AUGAAAGCACUCUCAUCGUUUCAACAGAAACUUCUCAUUGCCGUUCUAGUGCCAACAAUCAUUAUCGGAACAUGUGCAAUAUUGUUGGCCAUCCUAGUGCCCAUCGGUGUGGUGAAUAGUGUUCCACCCGAAUAUUGUUUUUCAACAGAGAAUUUAAAGGCAUUCAAUGUGGGAGAUGUGCUGACCUUGUCUCGAGGUGAUGAUUUCAAGAUGACAAUUUCUUUUACAAAUUUCACAAAUUCAAAUGAAACAACGAAAGUGGGGCGAAUGAAAUACAGAUCUUGGGCUAUUCCAAGAAGUGUGGAUUUAAUGAAUAUGGAUGAAAAAGGAAGUGCAGUAUUAAGGAAUUCUGGAGUCCUUGUUUCAGAUUAUACGUACGAGUUGUGGGAAUGCAUUGUAUCAGAUCCUUCCAAUUUGGUGAAGUUCGGACAUGUGGUGUAUGACUACAGAAAUACUCAGUACUUAUUUUACAAUGCAGCUGGAGCACUAGUGGCCUGGAUGACCUACAAUUCAGUUUCAUCCUCUCUUGAUUCAAAGACCUAUCAACUAUUCAACUCGAAUGGAGACAAAAUUGCAACCAUUACGAGGCCAUCCAUGUCUGUAUUUCAACGAGCAGUGGAUUACACUUGCACCUUUCAGUUGUCCACCAAUGCCAACAUGAUUGAUUUCAGAGGAGUCAUUCUAAUGUUUGGAAGUAUUGCACUCAAGUAA
Molecule: messenger RNA, 711 nt
Organism: Naegleria fowleri
Lineage: Eukaryota; Heterolobosea; Eutetramitea; Acrasida; Naegleriidae
Exons: 1
Coding region: 1-711 (236 amino acids)
Source: RefSeq, a predicted model, not a curated record